AUGGUGGACUACUACGAAGCGCUGGGGGUGAGCCGCAAUGCCACCGCCGAGGACAUCAAGAAGGCGUACAGGAAGGCUGCGCUGAAAUGGCACCCGGAUAAAAACCCAGACAACAAGGAAUAUGCUGAGCAGAGGUUCAAGGAGAUCGCCGAGGCGUAUGAAGUGCUGUCAGACAAGCAGAAGCGCGAUGUCUACGACUGUUACGGCAAGGACGGACUCAUGGGGGCAGGAGCGGGGGGCUCCAGGGCCGAUGCCGGGGCCCCCGAAUUCACCUUCACCUUCCGCAGUGCUCACGACGUCUUCCGGGAGUUCUUCGGCGGGCGAGACCCCUUCGCCGACUUCUUUGAUGACAUGCUGCCCUUCUCUGAGCUGCGAGGACCUGGUCCACGGCACCACGGGGGAGGCCACUUCUUUUCCCCCUUCCCAGGAUCCUCAGAUUUCUUCGCCUCGUCCUUCAGCUCCGGCGCUGACGCAGGGCUGGGCUUCCGCUCCGUCUCCACCUCCACCACCUUCGUUAACGGCAGGCGCAUCACCACCAAGCGGAUUAUUGAAAACGGGCGGGAGCGGGUGGAAGUGGAGGAGGACGGGGAGCUGAAGUCGAUCCACAUCGAUGGCGUCCCUGACGACAUGGCGCUGGGGCUGGAGCUGAGCCGGCGGGAGCAACAAGCCUUCCCCAGCCCGCGGCCUCCGCCGGCCCCGGGCCCCCGGCCUCCCCGAGAGGGGGCCCGCGGGGCACCCCCGAGCAGGUGGGCCCGGCCCGGGCCCCCUGCCGGCACCGGGGGGCAGCCCCGGCACCCCGUCCUCUGCCCGUAG
Molecule: messenger RNA, 813 nt
Organism: Nipponia nippon (crested ibis)
Lineage: Eukaryota; Metazoa; Chordata; Aves; Pelecaniformes; Threskiornithidae
Source: RefSeq, a predicted model, not a curated record